AUGGCUGGCUCUCUUUCCCCCAGAACCACUCGUUCCAAGACACGACGCUCUACCAUGUCUUCGCAAAAGUCCAUCAAGACUUGGGCACGUCACCAAAAGCCUGUGGCUGCCCGCCUGACCAAGGACAAGGCUCAGACCAAGGUCAUCCCUCAGGCUGUUCCUUCUGUCCCCGCAUCUCCCUACCACCACUCUGCUUUGAUUCAAGCACAGCUCACAAAGACUCACCAACAAUCUCGUCUUGCUACCCCUGCCAUUCCUUCAAAGCCAUCUGGCUCGUCUUCUGGAUCCUUCCGCUUCCUUGAUCUUCCUGCCGAGAUCCGUCUCAUGAUCUACGGAUAUGCAGUGACUGAAGCCGAACCUCUCUACAUCGACACACUGGCUGCUCCUCCGGCUGUCACUCGCGUGUGUCGCCAGACCCGUCAAGAAGCACUACCCGUCUUCCUUGGCAGCAACUCAUUCAUCACUCUCUUCAGCUCUGUUCCUGGCAUGGAUGCUACCUGCCCUGAACCCUGCUGUCUUACCAAGUACACCACUUCCUUCUCGCCUGCUUCCGAGUCAUGGCUCUGCACUCUUCCUCCUUCGCAGCCUCUCAUCCGCGACAUCAGCUUCACUCUUCAGCCUUCCACCUGGGAUGACGAUUCGGAACUCUCAGCAGACUUCCGCAUGCUUGAUGGAAAGCUUGCCCACGGCUCUGACUGCCCUUUCUGCGUCAACGGCUCAUAUGGCAAUGUCACUCCUAUCUCUCUUUCUCACCCUGCCGUCCCCGAGAGCCUCAAGCUUUUGAUGAGCCACGCUCAACAGAUUCACGAUGCUGAACUCGACGCCGUCAACACUGUGCUCCAGUUUGGCAAGGGUCUCAGUCUCUAUGACAUCGUCGCCUUCACCAAGGCCUUCACCGGUCCCAGCGAAGUCAUCACUGCCAGACAAUGCGACCAACAACGUCUAGUCGAGCACUUCAGAGAGUCGCUUGAGGAAUGGGAUGCCUCCAAGGGCGACGCCAGGUAUGAGAUCCAAGAAGAUCUCAGACGUACCUCCGACGACCUUUGGUCAGAGAAGGAGAAGUGGUGCGGAGUCAUGUGA
This is a messenger RNA of Aureobasidium namibiae CBS 147.97, 1080 nucleotides long. RefSeq lists its product as uncharacterized. Lineage: Eukaryota; Fungi; Ascomycota; Dothideomycetes; Dothideales; Saccotheciaceae. The transcript has a single exon. The coding region runs from base 1 to 1080 and encodes 359 amino acids. The record is from RefSeq and is a predicted model, not a curated record.